Messenger RNA from Torulaspora delbrueckii, 762 nucleotides. It is a transcript of the gene IME1, whose product is annotated as transcription factor IME1. The record is from RefSeq and is a predicted model, not a curated record. Bases 1 to 762 code for a protein of 253 amino acids. The transcript has a single exon. NCBI's taxonomy places the organism in Eukaryota, Fungi, Ascomycota, Saccharomycetes, Saccharomycetales, Saccharomycetaceae.
AUGAUUUCGGACUCCAUAACAUUAAAUAGCCUGUUUAUAAGCGCACAAGGGCGCGAUGACGAUGAUGUUUCGAUCAAUUCCACAGAUAUUUAUGACUGUUAUUUGCAACCUGAUAAUUACGAUGACACAUACGAGGAUUUAGAAGAUUUGGAGGAUGAUACAUUUUUCGAAUCUUCGCAGUUGCAUCAAUUGGUUCAAACACAACCGGUACAGUUGAUCAAUGAGCAGGAUUUGAUAGAUAGAUUACCGCAACCACAGGAAUUAGUGGUAGAAGAGGCUUCUAAUGGAAUUUCUCCAAUGAUGACCUCUAGAUCUUCUUCAAUGUCUUCCACUUUUUCGAAGAGAAAUAGCCUUUAUGGUAACGUUCCUGAAAGCAUAGAUGAAGAGAUGGGUCUCGAGUGUGAUGGAUCUAUGGUCGAGAGGAAGGUCCAACCCCUUUUUUCUGCAUUUAACUCCAUUUACAACAAUACAGCACAGUAUGAGGAUUACAGCGCUCCCAGGUCGUUUGCUAUACAUGAAAGUGCAUUGGAUCUAGGCGCAGAAGUAAAUCACUAUGCUAUUAGUGACUCGUACCACUAUUCAAUUCACAAAUCCUCAAAUACGCGGUACGCAACGGAUGAAGAGAUAGAGUUUGUCAAGAAUUUGAAUUCGAAACUAUCGAGAUACUCUGGUUACUUCACUGCUGGUUCGAAGGAUCAGGAGUAUUCUGAUAAGGUACGGUUCCAAGAGAUCUCCUACAAAUUCAGUAAGACGUAUGUCUAG